Molecule: messenger RNA, 1471 nt
Organism: Pygoscelis adeliae (Adelie penguin)
Lineage: Eukaryota; Metazoa; Chordata; Aves; Sphenisciformes; Spheniscidae
Gene: CPLX4
Product: complexin 4
Exons: 3
Coding region: 971-1453 (160 amino acids)
Biological process (GO): neurotransmitter transport; regulation of neurotransmitter secretion; synaptic vesicle exocytosis
Cellular component (GO): SNARE complex; terminal bouton
Molecular function (GO): syntaxin binding
Source: RefSeq, a predicted model, not a curated record
UGAUCUAGGUAGCAGAGCCUGCAAAUCUUCACCUGAAUAGACCUGGUGAGGCUAAUGGUGUGAAUAAAAGUUUGAAAGAAGAGGACCUACACAAGCAAUCCACAAACAAAAGAUAUCAAAGCUGUAUUAUAGCAUAUAGAAUCAGUCAGAUUCAUUUCUCCUUUACUGACAGUUAAGAUUAAAAUACUAGGUGUUCUAUGCAGCACCAGUCAAAGUAGUGAUCUAGAUGGAGACAGCCUGGUGGGAAGUUGAAAUAAACCCUAAGGAAUGAAAAGUAGGAAGAUGUGAUUUGCUUUUUUUGUGAUUACUUGAAAAAAUAAGUCAUGAUAGCAGUAAUGCCCCAUUCAUCUGUGAGACAAACCAACCAUAUGAAAAGUGGAUGAAGAAAAAUCAUUCAAUGUACUUUCUGUCCAAUGUGAUAAAAUAUCAAUGGAUAAAAAGGAUUGGGGUUUUUGUUUAAUGAAGAAUUCCAGUUUUGAAAUCUCAUUUGGUUGUGUAAAGCCAAACGGGUUUUCUGCUCAGUAGCCUGAAUUUUACAAUUUUACUAUGGCCAUUUAGUCAACCAGAUAUUUAAUUCAGAUCCAUUGUGUUCCAGGGAAUAUUUUCAUCUCUGUGAAAGUGAGAAUUUCAAGACUGAAGAAGUCAAAAUGCUAUUGCACACUAUAAUUGAUUUUUGUGUGUGUGUACAAUUAGCUUAAGGUAUUAAUAUAAAAAGUAGGUAGCUGCAUCUAAUCAUUUUUUUUGGAGCAAUCCGAACCAUCUGCCUCUAGAUAUUAACGAGUUCACUCUUUAAUCCAGAUUAUGGCUGACAAACUGGUUUUGGCAUUCACGUUUCACUAGCAUUGUGCCCUUGAAGAGCUGAUGUGGCUGUAGAAACUCUCUCGCUUACAAUUGUUGGUUUUGAAAACAUUUUUGGUUUGGUUUGGCUUUCUUGUAGUUGUUUGCUUAUAGCUCCUUUUUUCUUGAGAAGAUGGCCUUUCUAAUGAAAAGUAUGUUGAGCAACCAGGUAAAGAAUUUGGGACUUGGAGGUGGAGGGGAAGAAAGCAAAGAAGAAAGCACUCCUUCUGAUCCAGCAGCAGCUGCAGGAAUGACCAGAGAGGAGUAUGAGGAAUAUCAAAAGCAAGUGGUUGAGGAGAAGAUGGAAAGAGAUGCAGCGUUUGCACAGAAAAAAGCAGAGCGAGCCUGUCUGAGGGUUCAUCUGAGAGAAAAGUACAGACUCCCUAAGAGUGAAUUGGAUGACAAUCAAAUACAGAUGGCUGGAGAUGAUGUGGGUUUGCCAGAAGACCUUCAGAAGAUGGUGGCAGAAGAUCAGGUGGAGGAAGAGGACAAGGACUCUAUCCUGGGACAGCUGCAGAACAUCCAGAAUAUGGACAUGGAUGCGAUCAAAGAAAAGGCACAAGCCACCUUCACCGAAAUUAAACAGGCUGCUGAGCAGAAAUGUUCUGUGAUGUAGAAGAGACACCACUAUCCA